AAUUAAAAAUCAAUAAACUUGUGGACUUGGGUUGCCUUUUACCCAAAGAAUUGUUUACUUUUACUUUCUACAUUCAGUGCGGCAGGAGGGGCUAGAGAGCGCGAAAUCGUUACACUCCUUUUUAGCAGCAGGAGGAGCGACAGAGACCUGCCUAUCACCACGGGCUCCUGGGCAGCGAGGCCAAAAUUGAGCCCGUACCCAUCGCGUACUUUGGCUGAGAAACAGCCCAGUCCGUGCCAUCCCAGUUCUGCAGAAGGCAGCCCCGCGCCGCUCCUGGUCUCACGUCCCCUCUCAUCGUUCAGCGUUAAAAUCCUGGUCCUUCAAAAAUUCGUUUUACUGUAGCGAUGGCCCAGCGCUCCGCGAAAUGCAGACAGGCUGGGUAGCCGGGCUGGGCCACUGCCCACUCCGCAAGUACUGCGUGUUUACACCCCUCAGUGCUGGGCGGGUACAGAGGAUGACACGGAACGGGAAACCCGCAGGCUCCCCCACGCAGGCGAGAGCCUCACUAGAGAAGUAAGGUCGAGGCGGGAGGGGUGCUGGGCAUUCAGGCUAGGAGGGCAGCAGGGCCGCCUGUCCACCGGGGCGCCCACCGAGCCUGACCCAACGGUCUCGAAGGAGACUUCGCGGGGCAAGGGCUCCAUGGCCGCGAGGAUGUGGAGGACUUGCCGGAUACUAGAACCUGCGAGUCCCCCAACUCCGGCCGCCCGGCAGGCAGUCGGCGGUAUGAGCGGGAGCCAGGCCGCCCACGAUGUGUGCUCGCGAGCUUCAGACUACAAUUCCCAGGAUGCACUGCGGCCACAUUGGCAGACUCGGCAGCCAAUAAGUGACCUCAAAGAGCCGAUUCUUACGUGAGGAGGCGGGCCCUCCCGGGGUAGACCUGCGGCAGCUAGUGGGCGUUUCCGCGCCGUGCGGCUUCGGCUCCGCCCCCUGCCCGAGCUCCCGGGAUCCCUGUCCCCGGCCCCCAAGAGGUGAGUCCCCAGCAGGUGUGUGCGGGUUGCCUGGUGCUCAGGACUUUGGUGUCGCAGGCGGUACCCCGAACUCACGGCCGCCCUAUAGUGAGCUGCGCACCGAAGUGCUGCAGCGUCGUCAGGCUCGGGGCUAGCUGGGCCGCGGAGCCCGAGCCCGACUGCCCCGAGGCUGGCGCCGCUGGGCCUGCAACAGCAUCUCAGCCGCGCGCGGGUGCGGAAGGUUGGCUGACAGCUCAGGAACCCCGGCUUCGCGGAGCCUCCCCGUGCUUUCCCUGUGGCUCCCACCGAGAUGCCCCAGGUCGGUUGCAGUUCGGAUGCAGCAGAGUUGGUGCAAGCUAUGUGUAAGACUACUUGAACUUCUGGGGUUCUUCUGCCAGCCUGGUACACCGUCGUGCUCGCUUCGUCCAAGACCUUGUGUGUGCUUACUAGUGAAAUAAAAGAAGUAUUUUCCCCAGUGUCCUUUUGGGACGUUAUGACAUUUUUCCUUUGCAAGACAGGUCAGAAAGUCAACGGAAAGACAGACUUCCCACACCUGGCGUCUGUGUUGUCUUCAGAAUUUGGGGUAAAGGCUAGUAAAUGAGAAGGGUCUGUCUCUGUAUUCCGUCCUCCCUAACACCUGCGGAGGAGCUUCAUUCCUAGCAUCUUGCUAGCAUUUGGAGAGGCUUUCCCAGAGCCAUGGUUCCCAAGGCUUGACCUACCUGCAAGGAGAGACGAGCUGCCUCCUGAGCCCCAGAAUGGCUGCUAAGAUGGAGAUAACGCUGAGUCCCCACACUCAGGCUUCUUCCGAGCAGGAAAGACACAUAAUAACGAAGCCGGAAGAGAAACGGGUUUCUGCUCUUCAAAAACACUGCCCAGAUCCGGAGCUCUCCCGCCAGAGCUUCCGGCGAUUUUGUUACCAAGAGGUUUCUGGACCCCAGGAGGCGCUCUCCCAGCUACGCCAGCUCUGCCGUCAGUGGCUGCAGCCCGAGCUGAACACCAAGGAGCAGAUCCUAGAGCUUCUGGUGAUGGAGCAGUUCCUGACCAUCCUGCCCGCAGAGGUCCAGUCUCGGGUCAGGCAUCGCCGUCCAGUGAGCAGCAAGGAAAUUGUGACCCUGGUGGAAGAUUUUUACAGAGCAUCCAAGAAACCAAAGCAGUGGGUGGCCGUUUGUAUGCAGGGGCAGAAGGUGCUCUUGGAGAAAACUGGAUCUCAGCUUGGAGAACGGGAACUGCCAGACUUUCAACUGCAAACUCCGGGGAAGGAUCUCAGGGAGACCUCCCUGGAAGAGGGUUCCCAGGCAGGAUCUCAUGACCAGCUGAGCACUCACCAUUGGGAGAAAUCCUCGCUCCUCCAAGAACCGACCCCCAAGUUGGCCGGGACAGAGGCACCCAGAGUGAGAAGUGACAACAAGGAGAACCCACAGCAGGAAGGGGCCAAAGGAGCAAAGCCCUGUGCAGUGUCAGCUGGCAGGUCCAGAGGGAAUGGGCUACAGGGUCCUGAGCCCAGAGGGGUCCCUAUGAGUGAGCCCCGGGUGUCACGGAGGCAAGUCAGCCCCCCAGAUGUUCAAAAGCCAUUUGCUCAGCACCAGAGACAUUGCAGGGAACUGGAAUACCUCGGCAGCCCGGCGAAAGCUCACCCGCUUAGAGAGCUGAAGAAAGGCAAAGGAGGCAAGAGAAGCCUGAGCAGUCGUCCGCAGCGGCUGGGGCCUGCGCACCAGCCCGCCCACUCCGCAAAGAAGCCUUACAAGUGCGAUGACUGUGGGAAAAGCUUCACGUGGAAUUCAGAGCUGAAGAGACACAAGAGAGUCCACACAGGAGAGAGGCCCUACACGUGCGGGGAGUGCGGGAACUGUUUUGGGCGGCAGUCCACCCUGAAGCUGCACCAGAGGAUCCACACGGGGGAGAAGCCGUACCAGUGCGGCCAGUGUGGGAAAAGCUUCCGCCAGAGCUCCAACCUCCACCAGCACCACAGGCUUCACCACGGGGACUGAAGUGGCCGUGGCCUUAGGCUGAAAGGUGCUGGCGGUUCUCCUUUGCCUCCUUGCAUGGAAAUCACAAAGACCCUGCGUGACUUAAAGGCAGGCAAGAGACCCCCGAGGAAGGAAGCGCCAAUCAGGUUGGUGAAAGGCCCCGGGAGAGGCUCCCCGGCCCGACCGUGCCCAGUGAUGGAGCAAAGAGCUGGUGGGUCUGGGUGUCGGGACAGAGCUGCAUCCCCUGCAGAGUGGGGCCUAGCCUUGCGAGACAGUCGGGGGGCUCCUGCGCGGCGCCUCGUUAAACUGGCUGGAGAGGAAAUGCCUCCGAUAUACACUCUGUAGUCCUUUGCAGUUUGAGACAAGGAAUGAGGCGUGAGAGGCAGUAAGUGGUUGUGCAGAAGAGGGCUUCCCAGGAAUUAGGUGGUGCUUUCACCUCAAGUCCAGGGAAGCGUGUGUGACGUGUACCUGGGGUCUUACACCGGAGCACCUCUGCUUUAGGGAAAGGAGAGCCACGGGGCCACUGAGGCCUGGCCCAGGGACAGGGGAGCUGCUGCACGGAGUGGAAGGCCACUGGGGUCACUCUUGUCCUCCUUCUCACUUGGGCCUUGGCUGAGCCAACCGGGUGGAGGGUCAGGAAGGCGAGCUAAGCUGCAUUUGGGGAUGAUGGCAUAGCUCGGUCACUUACUCGAUGCUAGUGAGGAGGUUAGUUUCACAGUAUGUGAACUGUGCCUCAACAGUAUUUCUGAAGAUGCAAAAUAUAUUUAUAUCAAAUGUUAACAGUCCUAGAACGAAGCCCAGGAGUUAUCCAAACCUACCCCAUUUUCUCAAAGUAGAGAUUAACACCCAGCCCACAUGCACUUCUGAGUCACCAGCUCAUUUCUUGGUUUAAAGAAAAUUUGGCACACGGGGGCAUGGUGGGCUUUUUUCCCACAUGUCGGAGUCACCCAGCCACUGCCAGUCCCAUCAGGCGAUGGCCCUGCAGAGGGGCAAAUGCACACCCAUGAGCCCUCACUCGGGGCAUUUGGGCCCUGCCCCACCUCUCCCACCCCCAUGUCACCAGUCACCCACUCUGCAAAGCCUCCCCAACAAGCCCCAGGUGAGCCUCUCCUGGUUGUGAGUCAUCCUCCUGCUGGACUCAGACUCUGGGGGUGCUCAGGCUGGGAGCGGGCAUGGCCCCAGGGGACACAGGCAAGGGCUGAAGACGUCUUUGUUAUGACCCAAAGUAGGGAAACUGCUGCCGGCCUGGAGGGUACAGAGCAGGAGCCAGCAGUGCCCGGGGCAGACCACAGUGGUGGCCUGGCCCAGCGUGUGGAAGUGCUGAGGUUCCAAAGCUGCAGCACACCACGAAAGCCGUUUAAGGACAGAACGUCAUUUUGGGUCAUUUUUGUUCUGGCUGUAGCUGACGCCUCACCCAGCAGAAUUGGUGAUCAGUAACUGAAAGGUUGAGGACUGCCCUCCUGACCCUUUCUGCCCGAGUUCACAGGCCCUGGGCCGGUGUGCUGGUGCAGAGCCUCUGUCUGUCCCAGAGGCCUUGUGGCUGGUCCGAGGCUCUGCACAGCUACUCCACUAAGCUCGGGGAGGCUGUCUCACCCCACUCCCAUCUGUGCCUCCCUGGGUCAGGGCCUCUUUACCUCUCAUUCUCUCCCUCUCCCCCCUCCCAGGCUGAUCUCACUGUUGUCCCUUAGUAACUCCCAAGUCAGGCCCUCUGUAUUAGUUUCCUAUUGGUGCUGUAGUAAAUGACACAACUUGGUGGCUUACAGCAGCACAAAUGUGUCUUACAUCCUAGAGGUCAGAAGCUUCAAAUCAGCCUCACUCAGUCACAGCCAAGCUGAUGACAGGCUGCCUUCUUCAGAGGCUCCAUGUGGCGGGCCUGUUCUUCAGCUUUUCAGCACCUUGGAGCCGUCCUCACCCUUCAGCUCUUGUCCCCUUCCUCCCCUUGCAGUGCAUCACUCCGUCUGUGGGCAUGUUGCCUUCUCCUUCAACCCCAGCCCUGCCUCCCUCUCAUCAACCAUUAUGACCGUAUUGGGCCACCAGGAUAAAUCUCCCCACCUCGAGAUCCCUAACUUAGUCACCUGCAAAGUCUUUGCCAUGUAAGUUAACGGGCAUGGGUUCCAGGGAGCGGGGGCGGUUCAGCCUACCACACGUCCCUAGCUUGAGUCCACGCAGUCUGCCAGAGGGGAUCUGGCCUAAAAGAGAAGGAGCAUAGAUACCACUCUGGUUUAUAAGGCGUGGGAAAUGUCCCUUACGUGAGAGUUUUUGGUUGGUGUGUUGCAGAGAACGUGUGCACAUGCUCUUUUGAUUACAGAAUCAAUAACUAAUCUUAGUGUCUUUGGGUACCUGCUCAACUAUGUUCUUGAAUAAACAUGACAGAACCACCACUCUGCACAUCAUUCUCCAAAGGGUUUCAAGUCUGUGAUGUGCCUCACCUCCCCCUGGCCAACUUUUCUUUGGCCCAAGACUCAAUGCUAGGCAAGGAGUGCCUAGAAGACGCCCGAGUGCCACAUUCAGAUGGAAGGUCCCCCUUGCCGACGCGUGGCCUCUGUGUGACGUGCUGACCUGCUGGUGUGCAACAGCUCCCCUUUGCAGCACUCCCCUGGAAAGAAACCACCUUCCUCCUUUGUGUGUAGCCCCUGCCAGUGCGACAGCCUGGAAGGUUCUGCCAUCAUUCCUGGGCUGAGCCUUGUACUUACCCACAUCAAGGUGUGAUGACUUCUGCAUCGUAUAUUUGGUCCUGGGUUGCCCCAGGGAGUUGAGAGGAGGGAGGAAGCACCAGUUGAUGGGUGGGGGUCUGGAUAUCAGAGACUUCCCUGAAAAGCAUUUUCUACUGAGAGGACCUAUAAAACCCAUACACAAUGCCAUUAUCACUCCCAGCAAAAUUAGCAAUAACUCCUGAAUACUACCC
Molecule: messenger RNA, 5819 nt
Organism: Tupaia belangeri chinensis (Chinese tree shrew)
Lineage: Eukaryota; Metazoa; Chordata; Mammalia; Scandentia; Tupaiidae
Gene: ZNF174
Product: zinc finger protein 174
Exons: 3
Coding region: 1703-2935 (410 amino acids)
Source: RefSeq, a predicted model, not a curated record